Emys orbicularis (European pond turtle) is the source of this 2193-nucleotide messenger RNA. RefSeq names its product kinesin family member 3A (gene KIF3A). The transcript has 18 exons. The record is from RefSeq and is a predicted model, not a curated record. Gene Ontology annotation, biological process: microtubule-based movement; spindle elongation; mitotic spindle organization. Gene Ontology annotation, cellular component: microtubule associated complex. Gene Ontology annotation, molecular function: microtubule motor activity; ATP binding; microtubule binding. Lineage: Eukaryota; Metazoa; Chordata; Testudines; Emydidae.
AUGUAGAUCAACAAAUCUGAGAAGCCGGACAAGCCUGAGAGCUGUGAUAAUGUCAAGGUUGUCGUCCGAUGCCGACCUUUCAAUGAAAGAGAGAAAGUAAUGUGCUACAAGAUGGCAGUUAAUGUUGAUGAAAUGAGGGGAACCAUUACUGUUCAUAAAACAGACUCUUCCAAUGAACCUCCAAAGACAUUUACAUUUGAUACAGUUUUUGGACCAGAGAGUAAACAGCUUGAUGUCUAUAACUUAACUGCGAGACCAAUUAUUGACUCUGUUCUGGAAGGAUACAAUGGCACCAUAUUUGCAUAUGGACAGACUGGCACAGGCAAAACUUUUACCAUGGAAGGUGUACGAGCUGUUCCUGAACUUAGAGGAAUCAUCCCCAAUUCAUUUGCCCAUAUAUUUGGUCACAUUGCAAAGGCAGAGGGGGACACAAGAUUUUUGGUUCGAGUGUCUUACUUGGAAAUUUACAAUGAAGAAGUGCGUGACCUGCUUGGAAAAGACCAGACACAGAGGCUAGAGGUUAAAGAGAGACCUGAUGUGGGAGUUUAUAUUAAAGAUCUUUCAGCUUAUGUUGUAAACAAUGCAGAUGAUAUGGACAGAAUCAUGACACUAGGCCACAAAAACCGUUCUGUUGGUGCCACUAAUAUGAAUGAGCACAGCUCCCGUUCCCAUGCGAUCUUCACUAUUACCAUUGAGUGCAGCGAGAAGGGUGUUGAUGGAAACAUGCAUGUUCGUAUGGGCAAGCUGCACCUUGUAGAUCUAGCUGGGUCAGAAAGGCAGACAAAAACUGGAGCCACUGGGCAACGACUAAAGGAAGCCACAAAAAUUAACCUUUCGCUUUCCACUCUUGGGAAUGUUAUUUCUGCACUGGUGGAUGGCAAGAGUACUCAUGUGCCCUAUCGUAACUCUAAAUUGACUCGACUUCUUCAGGAUUCCCUGGGGGGCAACUCAAAAACCAUGAUGUGUGCAAAUAUUGGUCCGGCAGACUAUAAUUAUGAUGAGACUAUCAGCACACUAAGAUAUGCCAACCGUGCCAAAAACAUCAAGAAUAAGGCCAGAAUUAAUGAAGAUCCCAAGGAUGCCUUGCUCCGUCAGUUUCAAAAAGAAAUUGAAGAACUUAAAAAAAAGCUGGAGGAAGGGGAAGAGAUAUCUGGCUCUGAUAUCAGUGGUUCUGAAGAUGAAGAUGAAGAAGAAGAUGGGGAGCUUGGAGAGGAUGGGGAAAAGCGUAAAAAACGAAGGGGCAGUAGCAGCAGCAGUAGUUCAGACUCCACAUGCUCUGUCAUAGAGAAACCUCUGGAUAAGUCCUUCACUAAUCAAGCAGGCAAGAAGAAAGUUUCCCCAGAUAAAAUGGUAGAGAUGCAAGCCAAGAUUGACGAAGAGAGAAAAGCACUUGAAACCAAGCUUGACAUGGAAGAGGAAGAGAGAAACAAAGCCAGGGCUGAACUGGAGAAGAGAGAGAAAGAUCUGCUCAAAGCCCAACAGGAACACCAGUCGCUGCUGGAGAAGUUAUCCGCUCUGGAGAAGAAGGUGAUUGUGGGAGGUGUGGACUUGCUGGCAAAAGCUGAGGAGCAGGAGAAACUUCUAGAGGAAUCUAACAUGGAGCUUGAAGAGCGAAGGAAAAGAGCCGAGCAGCUUCGCAAAGAGCUUGAGGAAAAAGAGCAAGAGCGCCUGGACAUUGAGGAGAAGUACACCAGCCUGCAGGAGGAGGCACAGGGCAAGACCAAGAAGCUGAAGAAAGUCUGGACAAUGCUAAUGGCUGCAAAAUCAGAGAUGGCAGAUCUGCAACAGGAACAUCAGAGAGAGAUUGAAGGAUUGCUGGAGAAUAUUCGGCAGCUCAGCAGGGAGCUUCGUCUUCAAAUGCUCAUCAUAGAUAACUUCAUUCCUCAGGACUACCAGGAAAUGAUUGAAAACUAUGUUCACUGGAAUGAAGACAUUGGAGAAUGGCAGUUGAAAUGUGUUGCAUAUACAGGGAACAACAUGAGAAAACAGACCCCAGUACCAGAUAAAAAGGAAAAAGAUCCCUUCGAGGUGGACCUUUCCCAUGUUUAUCUAGCUUACACAGAAGAAAGCCUGAGGCAGUCUUUGAUGAAAUUAGAGAGGCCGAGGACUUCAAAAGGAAGAUCAAGGCCUAAAACUAGUAGAAGAAAACGUUCAGCAAAGCCAGGAGCUGUAAUUGACUCUCUGCUUCAGUAG